Schistocerca serialis cubense is the source of this 3616-nucleotide messenger RNA. It is a transcript of the gene Mccc1, whose product is annotated as methylcrotonoyl-CoA carboxylase subunit alpha, mitochondrial. Gene Ontology annotation, cellular component: mitochondrion. The record is from RefSeq and is a predicted model, not a curated record. The transcript has 14 exons. Gene Ontology annotation, molecular function: methylcrotonoyl-CoA carboxylase activity; ATP binding; metal ion binding. The coding region runs from base 134 to 2290 and encodes 718 amino acids. Lineage: Eukaryota; Metazoa; Arthropoda; Insecta; Orthoptera; Acrididae.
UUGCAUUACGACUGUAACACGUGGUGAUGUUUACAAGUUGGUGGAAUGUUGACUUCUGUGUGAGUGACCUUGAAUGAUUGUGCGUGAUGUGGAGUAGUGAUUGGCCAGUGAGAUCGUAAUCAAGAACUUCAAAAUGUAUAAAAUUAACGUUUCGUUAGCGUGCUUAUUAUUCGGAAAAGCUCAUAUCAAACAAGGUUUUAUCCACCACCGGCAGAAAUGUUGCCACUACUCCUCUGGGCUCAACAAGCACAUAGAAAAAAUCCUCAUUGCAAAUCGUGGAGAAAUAGCUUGUCGUGUAAUGAGAACAGCAAAGAAGCUUGGUAUUAAAACUGUUGCAGUAUAUAGUGACGCAGAUGCUGCUGCUCUACAUGUCUCAAUGGCUGAUGAUGCUUAUAAUAUAGGACCAGCACCAUCACAAGAAAGCUAUCUUCGACAGGACAAAAUUAUACAGAUUGCAAAGUCUACUGGCUGUCAGGCAAUACAUCCUGGUUAUGGUUUUCUUUCUGAGAACACAGAAUUUGCAAAUCUCUGCCAAAAAUCAGAUAUCAUAUUCAUAGGUCCACCAGCAACAGCUAUUCGUGACAUGGGAAUUAAAAGCACUUCAAAAUCUAUCAUGGCUGCUGCUGGAGUGCCAGUUGUUGAAGGCUACCAUGGGAAUGACCAGUCACUUGACAAGCUGCAAAAAGAAGCUGAACGUAUUGGUUUUCCAGUGAUGAUUAAAGCGGUUCGUGGUGGUGGAGGCAAGGGUAUGAGAAUUGCCUUUUCACCUAAUGAAUUUGAGUCGGAGCUUGAAUCUGCUAAAAGAGAAGCAAUGAAAUCAUUUGGUGAUGAGGCAAUGCUUUUGGAAAAAUUCAUCCAAGAACCAAGGCAUGUUGAAGUACAAAUUUUUGGAGAUAAACAUGGGAAUUAUGUUCAUCUUUUUGAGAGGGAUUGUAGUGUUCAAAGAAGACAUCAGAAGAUAAUUGAAGAAGCUCCCGCUCCUGGAAUUUCAGAUAUGCUUCGUAUGGAACUGGGUGCAGCAGCUGUUCGAGCAGCACAGGCCGUGGGUUAUGUUGGUGCUGGAACUGUGGAAUUCAUUCUUGACAGGCACAACCAUUCUUUUCAUUUCAUGGAAAUGAAUACUCGACUGCAAGUGGAGCAUCCUAUAACUGAAAUGAUAACUGACACCGAUCUUGUUGAAUGGCAGAUCAAGGUUGCUGGGGGAGAAGAAUUACCUCUUAAACAGGAUGAAAUUAAGUUAAAUGGUCACGCUUUUGAAGCUCGAAUUUAUGCUGAAAAUCCCAACAAUAACUUUUUACCGGGGGCAGGUCCAUUGCUUUAUUUAUCAACUCCUGUACCAGAAACAGAUGUACGUGUUGAAACAGGUGUACGUCAAGGAGAUGAAGUUUCUGUACACUAUGAUCCAAUGAUAGCAAAAUUAGUCGUUUGGGGAAAAAAUCGACGAGAGGCUCUCAUGAAGCUGCGUUCUCAGCUAUCAUCAUACUAUAUCGCAGGUCUUGACACGAAUGUGAACUUUCUUUUGGAUCUUUCAAAACAUGAAGCAUUUAUAGAUGGACAAGUGCAUACUAAUUUCAUAGAAGAACAUCGAAACCAGCUGUUGACUGAUCAGAAUACAAUGCCUUCCGAUGAACUAAUUUUGCAGGCUUUCCUGGCUCAGUUACUCAAGGAAAAGGAGUUGGCAGUUAAAUCAGUGUGCAAUAGCAACAACCCAUUUGCAACUGAAGUGGGUUUUCGAUUAAAUCAUCUUUUGAAGCGCACCGAAAUCCUCAGUUGUCCAGGCAUUGAGAGUGUAGCAGCGGAUAUUACAUAUAACAGAGACAAAUCAUAUUUGAUUAAAAUAAAGGGAAAUGAAAAAGAAUAUACAAUAAAUGGGGAACUUACAAAGUCAGGAGAUUCAUUUGAUCUUUCUUGCUCAAUUGAUGGGCAUGUUAUAAAAUCCCACAUUUUCUUCUGCGAGAGUGACAUAUACAUAUUUACAAAAGAUGGCAGUCAGAAGUUCAAUAUACCAUUGCCAAAAUACAUGAAAGAAUUAGAGGAAAUGAGUUCUGGAGUGAGUGGAAGCAAUGCUGCAACAGCUCCAAUGCCUGGUGUUAUAGAUAAAGUGUGGGUCUCGGAAGGACAGACAGUGGAAGUAGGACAGCCCUUAAUGAUUAUAAUUGCCAUGAAGAUGGAGUAUUCAGUACGUGCGCCACUAGCAGGAAAAAUUGAAAAAGUUCUCUUCAAGCAAGGAGAUUCUGUUUCUAAGAAUGCAGUACUUGUCAAAUUUGAAGAAACUGAUUCUAAUGCUUGAUUGCUGUACAUCGUAUUAUCUCCGAAGUGCUGUGCCUGACACAGCAGUGCUUUAGAAGCUGUGUGGAUGAUGUGAUCUGAAACUGUAGCAGCUGCAUUGGAAAGCUUCAUCUAGCAGUCUGAAACUGUGUUAUCAAGAAGCACCCUACCGCUCCCCCAUACUGGGAUCACACUAAUGCAGCUGUGGUGUGACACGUUAUGUGCGCUCCUUGCCAUCUGGAAAUGAGAAAUAUAGUUUUAUCCUAGGACAUAAUUCUUUUAUGUAUAUACAAGUGAGUGAGUGAUUGAGAAAGAGAGAGAGAGAGAGAGAGAGAGAGAGAGAGAGAGAGAGAGAGUAUUUAGGCACUGUGAAAGAGCAUACUGAUUAAUGUGCCAAGUACAAAUUCAUUACAAGUAUCAUCUCAGGUUAAUCAAUCAAAUGAUCUGUGUAAGGUUCACUGCAUUUAUUUAAACUGUUAGCUCACAUUCCUGCCUCUACGUUCAGUAGGUGGUGUUUGUUUUUUCCAGUUAAUUAUAUAUAUUCACGUUUUUCUUUAUAAUUAUUUUCCUUCUCACUGAAAAUUCUUAGUACAAAAAGAUGGCAUAAAUGCAAAAAAAAAAAAAAAAAAAAAAAAAAAAAAAAAAAAAAAAAAAAUUAUCUUGCUUUCCUGUAGAUGAGUAGUUGUUAGGUUAAAAAUUAAAAUAAUUAUUUAAUGUCUUGAGCUAUCAGUGAAAGUGAAAAUUUUUUAACAGUGUCAGAAGAAAUAACACACAGGAUUCAGAAAGUAUUAAGUUUCAAAGUUAAUGGUAACAAACAAAAAAAGUGUCAGAUGCUUCAAACAGAAAUGGUUGAAACAAACACCCCAAAUAAGUUCCUAAGAAAUUUUUUCUGACUCAGAGUUUCCAGUUAUUAUAUGUUUCACAUUCAUUGUGACUGUCUCUGUUUUUCUUCUUUAGAAGCUUUUGGAAGAGGGGUGCUUGUUUAUGAAAACCCAGGAUGCAGCAUCUAUAUUUGUUUGCUGUUUGGUUUUGCUAAAAUUUGAAAUAGAUGGUACCUGAAAAAAUAAUCAAUUGAAAAUUUGUGUAAUAAUAAUGUGACAUAAAAAAGGUAACUUUGUUGCUAGUCAGUCUUCCAUAUUGUGACUAAAGAGCAUAUGCCAAACUGUUUAGCAGUCACAAUGAAAAUGUAUAUUUCACAGCUGCAAAUGUGAAAUCAUAUAGAUGGCUACCAAGUAAGAGAUGGGAUGUUCUAUUUCACUAACAUGUUUUGUUAGAAAUUGUAACUAUUUUCAUAUUUUUUUAUACUGUUAAAAAUGUGAACUGGUCAAAUAAACAGUGAUAUCUUGUA